AUGGCACCCGAGCAUGCACAUUACAACGGCUCUAAGAAAAUUCGUUCGCUACGCGAAGACAAGCUGGCGUCUGGCGCCAAGGCCCGCAGCAGAUACGGAGAAGCCUGUUUCCAACGAGGACGCGUCAUAAAGGAAGCCCGAGGGCAGCAUACAGCUCUGCGUGCUGGUAAAGACUAUGAAACAAAUUUGCGGCGCAAACGCGAAUUCAGAGUUCCCUUGGAACUUGAACCCGGGAGGCUCCGGGUCCAAGAGACAACGCCGAGCCUGGACAGCGCGGGCACGGACGACCAAGACUCCGAGAACGCAGAAUCAGAUGGCGACUUACCCAUUGAAGUGAUAUGCGACUUAGAAGUAAUACCGCAAGACGUAGACGAGCAGGAGCUGCAGAGACUGCGACGGGAGAACGACAGAAGCUCAUCGCCGGCUGGUGCUAAUGAGGGGAUUGAUGAUGAGGAGGCAGGGGAAGAGAAAGUGUCGUUUCCAUCGCCACAGCACAGUAAGCACAGUCACGGGCCUACUGGUAGCGAGCAAGAGCACUUCCAACGUGUGUCAUGCGUGCGACACAGCUACAUGCAGAAACUGAAGCUGCCGCAGCCGUUACUGGCCGAGGAACUACUGGAAAGGACCCUGAAGUACUUCCCGCUCGUGGAGAAGAUCCUAAGUGGCCAACACCCGUCCAUGUACUACGACCACGCUCGCAGCGCGUUCAAGAGGUCCCGCCGCGCGGUGCUCAGCAUCGACGAGUUCCGCAGGCUAGAUCUUAGCCUAUUCACCGCGGGCUACUAUGGUGUGCGCCGCCAGAUGCGUGUCGCGGUCGAAGUCUUGCAUCACUACAGAGAUCUUAUCGCGCGUCAGAACAACCGGGUGCUUAGGUGGUGGGGCGUCAGCGACUUUGCCCAGUAUGUGCUAGCACCCGAGCUUCUCAGCGCUCUAUGCCAAGAAGAGAUGAACCUGCCGACGCUCGAGGAUGCUUGGGAUGUCAUGGAGGCGACCACCGAAUUCGGCCUCUUGGUUGCGGAUGACGGCCCACUAGAGGAAUGGGAGGUUCCUGCGCAUCUUGCGCGUUUAGAGGCUGCAGGGCACAGUUCCAACUUGCGCGAGGAUCCCAGUAACGAUAAAAGAUAG
Molecule: messenger RNA, 1125 nt
Organism: Lachancea thermotolerans CBS 6340
Lineage: Eukaryota; Fungi; Ascomycota; Saccharomycetes; Saccharomycetales; Saccharomycetaceae
Gene: RTC4
Product: Rtc4p
Exons: 1
Coding region: 1-1125 (374 amino acids)
Source: RefSeq, a predicted model, not a curated record